AUGGCCACCGCCGGUGCCUUCACGGGUCCCCGGGACUCGACAAACUCAGUCUCGAGCAUCCGCUCAGGCAGCCGUCACCAGCUCAAACGAUCCAUCACCGAGCUCACUUCGCCCGUCAAGCUGAGCCGGCGCAAGGAGAAGGAACGCGAGCGCGACCGAGACCGCUAUCAUGACGACCGCACCCCGCCUUCGCACUACAUAUCCAUAUCCCAUCCCGUGUCGGUGAGCCCGUAUUAUCAAGGUCGGGCAUCGGUUGAGAUCAUGCCUCGGUCGGAGGGUGUCACGCCUAUGAUAAGCCCCGACCAGAGUCGACGGCCAAGCGUCAUGCUGGCCAGGGAGGAAGAGAAUAGGAAUGGGAACGCGGCUGUUCCCGUGGAACCCAAAUUGAAUAAGGAGGAGAAGCUCAAGGAGGAUCAAACAAAGUCAUCCUCGCAGGUCGAGGGCCUGAAGCAAUCACUCGUCGAACUCGGCACGUUCUCGACAUCGACAGCCCGACGACUCGACGAGACCUACUACGCCGUUCUCGAAAAGAUGACUACACUCCAAUCCACCGUAUCGGUCCUUAAGGAGCUGGCAGAGGAAUCCCAGAGUAUUCAUAACAACUUUGAGAAGGACGCGCGCGAGAUUGAAAAUGACAUCACGGCACAAAUUGCAGCGAUGGGGCAAUUUGAAGAGCAUCAGAACAAUAUCGAAUCCCUCCAGGCUCGAAUCCAAGAUGGUCGUUCCAGGAUCCGGGCCUUGAGUGAACGGGUUGAUAUUGUUCGUGAACGAGUUGAGCGCUGGGAGCGUCUCGAUAAGGAGUCCCAAGACAAAACGCGACUGAGACUGAGGGCCAUCAUGAUCUGCAUGUCUGUCAUCAUGCUGACAAUGCUUGUUCUAUUCUUUGGCGCCCAGUACUUAUCGCCAAACGGGGACAUUAUUGAGGACUUGGCGCGUAUCUCUUGGCUCAAAGAUGUCACGGCAUUGGUAUCAGCCAAGGCCGUUGUUUACAACCAUGCAGCCGGAUCAGAAGCCAUAUUUACCGUACAAUCCAUCAACUAG
Messenger RNA from Fusarium vanettenii 77-13-4, 1041 nucleotides. RefSeq lists its product as uncharacterized. The transcript is spliced from 3 exons. The record is from RefSeq and is a predicted model, not a curated record. Bases 1 to 1041 code for a protein of 346 amino acids. NCBI's taxonomy places the organism in Eukaryota, Fungi, Ascomycota, Sordariomycetes, Hypocreales, Nectriaceae.